CGUCGAAGGAAGGUCACCCAACACACAACGGCACUAUGGUGAUCAAUCCAACCUACCUUGCGCAGCGGACGCGCCAAUGUAUGCUCCUAUCCUCUUCCGUCCCAAUGGCUUAUGCUGACCGUGUAAAUACAGCUAUCAGCCUCAACGAUGCUAAACGGAGAGUUCUGAGAAGCUACCGAGAAUGGAUCCGUGCUGUAUGUCCUCCGGGUUACGACUGAUAAGACCACUGCGACUACUGCUAUGCUGGAUUGGAAUGGGGGAACAAAUUGUGCUAAUGGUUUGUGUUUGGCAGGCUCCGGAAAUCCAAACGAUGUACUCGCUCAGUAUACCAGUUGCGCAAUUGCGGACAAAAAUGAGGCAGGAAUUUGAGCGGCAUCGCUACGUAAACCGGACAGAUUUGAUAGACGUAUUGUUGUUUAAGAGUCACUCGGAAUUUCAGGUUCGUGGGUAUUUUCUUUCCAUGUCGAGCACGUCAGAAGGUGGGCUCUGGAUAAAGGGAUUGGCGACACUUUCCGAAUCAGCAUUUAGAAACUCUCUGGGAAUAAAUCUUCCCAGAAUUCUUUUGGGUCGACUUGAGGGGUCCUCAAGACGACAAUACUUACGGCAUGCGAAAUAUCUCGAAGGCCCAGAUCACCUGCGUCUAUUGUUCAGAGAGCUCGCUCUUGGAAACAAACAAACCUUAAACCGUUUGCCCAUUGACAUUGCUUGUUGGCAAUUUUUUUGCUGUGAUUGAUCUUCAUGAAUUGGAGUUGAAAUGUUGCUUUAUACAAUUCUUGCUAACCAAUUACCAUAGGAAACUUUGAACUACUGGAAGCAACUUCCUCACAUUCUCAAGUACUUCAGAGCGGACGAAGACCCAGCUGCAAGACUUCCACAAAAUUUCAUUUCUGGUUUCCUUGAGGUAAAUGAUUCUGUACUCCUCCCAAAGUCCACAUCCACUAACGCCAGCAGGGCCGCAACUAAGCCAUGUCAAUUGCCGUCCUUUUUCAU
Molecule: messenger RNA, 990 nt
Organism: Hymenoscyphus albidus
Lineage: Eukaryota; Fungi; Ascomycota; Leotiomycetes; Helotiales; Helotiaceae
Source: the annotation of a GenBank genome assembly